Messenger RNA from Hemicordylus capensis (graceful crag lizard), 12849 nucleotides. RefSeq names its product dual specificity phosphatase 8 (gene DUSP8). The coding region runs from base 511 to 2526 and encodes 671 amino acids. Gene Ontology annotation, cellular component: cytoplasm. Lineage: Eukaryota; Metazoa; Chordata; Lepidosauria; Squamata; Cordylidae. Gene Ontology annotation, biological process: protein dephosphorylation; negative regulation of MAPK cascade. The transcript is spliced from 9 exons. The record is from RefSeq and is a predicted model, not a curated record. Gene Ontology annotation, molecular function: protein tyrosine/threonine phosphatase activity; MAP kinase tyrosine/serine/threonine phosphatase activity.
UGUACUAACUCGACACCCCCCCCCUUCCCCUUGUGCAGGGACAUGCCUGCUUUUUAGUUACUGGGCUGGCGUUAUGAGUACAUUUCGGUGUGGCUGCAUAUGUGUGUUUGCAGAGGGCUAGAACUUGCAUCAUCAGCACUUGCCCCAGCAUUUUCAGAGCGUUUCCCAUCUGAUCCUCUCGUAAUUGUGGUUAAUCAUCCUGGCGAAUGUGCAGAAAUCUGCAAUCAGCUGGAGCAUUUCAGGGGCUUUAAACCUGAGCCUCAGAGGAAGUGCCCGGAGGAGGGAAUCAAAGUUUGUGCACAGAUCUUCUCACUAUGACAUCUUUGGGCAAUAGACUUUAGGUUUGGCACAAUGAUUGGUCACACAGGGCCUUAGCAGCGUGGCAAAAUUUGGCUGUUCGCGUGCUCCCUCCCCCUCCCCACCCCAGUCCCUUUCACCUCUGGGAGAUCUGAGCUGGCUUCCCCUGCUUCCUUCCUUCCCCUUAUUUGCUGCAGAAGGGACAAGUCUACUAUGGCCGGAGACAAACUUCCACGCAAAGUAAUGGAUCCCAAGAAGCUUGCCUACCUUUUGAGGAGUGGGGCUGAAGGCACGUUGGUCAUUGACAGCCGCUCCUUUGUGGAGUACAACUCCUGGCAUGUUCUCAGCUCUGUCAAUAUCUGCUGCUCCAAGCUUGUCAAGAGGAGGCUUCAGCAAGACAAGGUAUCCAUCACAGAACUCAUCCAGCCAGCCUCCAAUAUGAAGGUGGAGGCAGAAGAGCACCAAGAUGUGGUGGUUUAUGAUCAGAGCACACGGGAUGCAAAUGGACUGGCAGCCGACAGUUUUCUCUCCAUUCUUCUAGGAAAAUUGGACAGCUGCUUCCACAAUGUUUCCAUCCUCACAGAUUUGUCAUCUUACAAAGAGGCACGGCCAGCACUGGGAGCAGCCAACUCUGUUAUUGAAGCCUCAUUACAUGAAGGGGGCUUUGCCACCUUUUCAUCUUGCUUCCCAGGACUCUGUGAAGGGAAACCCGCUGCCAUCCUGCCAAUGAGCAUCUCUCAGCCAUGUUUGCCAGUGGCCAAUGUUGGCCCAACACGCAUCCUGCCUCAUCUCUAUCUAGGCUCUCAAAAAGAUGUCUUAAACAAGGAUCUGAUGACCCAGAAUGGGAUAAGCUACGUCCUCAAUGCCAGCAACUCUUGUCCCAAGCCAGAUUUCAUCUGUGACAGCCACUUCAUGCGCAUUCCUGUCAAUGACAAUUACUGUGAGAAGCUCCUUCCCUGGCUGGACAAGUCCAUUGAGUUCAUUGAUAAGGCCAAGGUAUCCAGCUGCCAAGUGAUAGUCCACUGCUUGGCAGGGAUCUCCCGAUCGGCCACCAUUGCCAUUGCUUACAUCAUGAAAACCAUGGGCAUGUCUUCAGAUGAUGCCUACAGGUUUGUCAAAGACCGGCGCCCCUCCAUAUCGCCCAACUUCAACUUCCUGGGCCAGCUCCUAGAGUAUGAGAGAAGCUUGAAGCUGCUCAAGGCUUUGAAGGCCCAUGGGGAGAAGGGUGAGGGUGAAUCGCAGCAAGAGCAGUCUGAAGCCCCUGAAGGCACCAGGCACCAGGCACUGUCUACCUCAGAAAAAGCUGAGGAGGUAUUAAAAAGCACAACCUCGGAAACCUCCUCAGUUGACUCUGAGAGUCCAUCAGGAAUUCCCAAGGUUGUCUCACCUACAGCACUACAGCAAGGACUCAAUGGGCUGCACUUGUCUUCAGAGCGCGUCCAAGACACCAACCGGCUGAAGCGUUCCUUCUCCCUGGACAUCAAGUCAGCCUACACCCCUAGUCAGAGACAGGAGGUCCCAGGUCCUACAGAGGCAGGAGAAACUCCCAAGCUUUGUAAGCUGGACAGUCCUUCAGGCCCCAAUGGUACAUGCCAGUUCUCUCCAGUUCCAGACAGCCCCGACUGGCCCAGUGGGCCUGACUUCCUCCUAGAGGCCAAAGUACGACAGAGGCGGAAGCACAGGCACCAAGCAGGCUCCCCUGCCCAUGGGCUGAGCCUUAACUUCAGCGGGGUCUGCGCCAUGCAUAAAAGCGCCAGCAUGGAAGACAGUCUCAAGCAGACACUUCGGUUGAGCCUCCCCAGUGUGGGGCAGCAACUGGCACAGCCAGCCGCAACCCCAACCUCUGCUGGCACUUGGGGGAUGCACUUGGAAUCCCCCAGCACUCCUUCCUCCGAGAGCCCCUGGUACUUCAGCACAGACUCGGCGUCCAGCAACAAAGGCGGUGGGAGUGGGACUCUGUUUGCCAGCACCACCACCUACUCCUCAUUCAGCUGCAGCACAAUCCAGGCCAGCUGCGAGAUCAGACUGAGGGACAAGCAGCGCGGGGAGCAGCGGGAUGUGCGGCACAGCUGGCACGAGGACACCGCGGCGGAGAAGCAGUUCAAGAGAAGGAGCUGCCAGAUGGAGUUUGAGGAGACCUUGUCAGAGAGCAGGUCUCGGGAAGACCUGGGCAAAAUCAGCAAACAGUCUAGCUUUUCAGGCAGCAUGGAGAUCAUAGAGGUGUCCUGACGUCUGCAAUCCAGGAUCUGAGAGCAAGUGUGUGUGUGUGUGUGUGUGUGUGUGUGCAUCGGUCAGUGGGUGGGUAGGGGAAGACUGGCAAGAUAUUUAACUGGGGAGAAGGAGGGUGGGGUGGGAGUCUUAUUUAUACACCUGUGUGUGUUUCCAAAGGGUGCACAUGCAAAGACGAAGGCAAAGCUAAAUGAAUCCAAAGUCAAGAAACAUAAUGGUGCAUGCUUAGUGCCCCUCUUAUUCCUACCUCCACCACCCAAACGAACCAUGGCCACAUCCCCUUUUUGGCAGGUGGGGAGUGUAUAAACUCUUUGAAUCCCAGAUUCUUUCCUUUCGCAUGCAGAUAGUGCUUUUCUCUCCACCCUCCCCCUGUCUGGGGAAAGGGGAGGGCUGGGGCUUGAAUUCAGAGAUGGGAUGAAAGAGAAGCUGAGGAGAAAUUAAACUCUUUAAGAUUUUCACAAAUGGAUUAUAGUUGUUUGAUAUACAUAUUCGCAAUGGGGGAAGUUAAAGGGAAGCAGGUUCUUUUCUUGUAAGAGUGCAUUGCCGAUUGUUAAUAAUACAUUCCUAUCUUACCUAUAGGAAAUGACUAAAGAUUUUGCCCAUCCACUCCCAUUACAGGAAGGGAGUUCCCCUUCCAUUCCAACUGGGUUGGACAUUGUAUAUUGGUGGCUCCUUCCCAGAUUGGGAUGCUGAAACCUGAAGGGACUAAUAUUCAUUGGCUUCCCUUCAUCCCCACACCAUACUGAGCAUGCUCCUCUGUGUUUCUCUGGCUAGUAUUCUGUAAUGCUGCACUACAGCAGCCCUAUACAUAUAUAAAUAUAUAUUAUAUAUAAUAUAAGAGAGAGAGAGAGAGAGAGAGAAAACACAAAGAAAAAGUUUAAAUGGUUUUACUACAGUUUUUAUUGAGACAAAUAAUAUUUCAACUUUUCUUUUUAAUUUAUUUGAAACUGUUCAUUCUGGCAAUGAUUUUCAGACAAUGUAGGGGCGGUACUUUCAGCUCUGUUUUUACUGUGUAUGGUAUUUGAAUCUGAAACAUGAGUUUCAAAGCAAUAUCCUUGGCCUGUGGCUCCUCCUGUAGCUCACAUCAGUGAUGCAGACACCCCAAAAAGUGGGAUGAGAAAUCUGUGUGUGUAUGUAUGUGUGUGCGUGCGUGUGUACUUUUAUUUAAAAAGAAAAGUGAGGAAGUUUUUCAACACAAACUGAGCCAGGAAUUCUUCUUAAUGCUUCUUUACUUCCUACUUCUGUUGCAUCUGCAAUCAAAGCCAUAAAACCUUCCCCUUCCUUGGUUUGGGUGGGGGACAAUAGGGUUGGGGUUGCAAAGGCAGGCAGUUUCCUUGCUGUAUGAAAGGGGAGUUGGGAUUCAUACUCUAGGCUGGGUAAUGAGGGGGCAGCAGGCUGCAUUGAUAGAACUACGUUUAAUGAAUUUUUCUGAAUGGCUCCUGAGAAAGCAGUAUAUUAAACCUGGGGGUUGAAUUCCCAGGGGAUGGGCCCCUUUCCAGUAGCUCAGGAUAUCUCCCAGUUGAAUUAUGGUGACAAAUAUGUCAUUCCCUGCCCUUACAAAUAAGGGGAGGCAAAUGGCUGUUCAAAUGCUGCUUUUAUUCAAACAGUGUUAAACCCAGGAUCCAGCAGGCUUUGUGGAUGGAGGUCAGGGAGAAACCUGAGGCUUGAAACCUGUGGGAAAGGAUGGCUUUAGCCAGCUGAAUGAAUUGUGUUAUCACCAUGCCCAAGCAAAAUUCCUUUAGGAAUAGGACUGUUUCAGUUCUAUUGCAAAGUGGUAUCCACUGACUACAGCAAGAGUGGAUGUAAAGCAUGAAUUGGUGACCCAGCUCCAAUUCUCCAGCAGGAAUCUGAGUCUGAGUGCACGUGUCACCAUCCAUCAGGAAGUCCCCAUCAUAUAGGGAUUUCCCAGUGGAUGCAAAUCAACUAGUGAGAAAGUUGUCCAAAGCAAAGCUGAGCUAGUGAAAGAUCAAACUGAACAGCUUUUCAAGAAAGAAAGUUCUAGAAAUGAUAGUGUUCCAGCUGUAGUGGAGCUGAAUCUCCAAUUCUCUGAUCCAUCCCCUACUCUUACUUCCAACACUCAUCCCCUCAAACCUCUGAUGUGUUCCUAAAAUGAUUAGUUUGACCAUAAAUAUACUGGUCUUGUCUUUGAGAAAUCUUGGUGAUCGGCUGGGAUGCUAUCCACAAAGUAAAUCCAGCUCUAAAAGUCCCACCUGAGUACCUUUCUGGGAAGUUAUUCUCCUUUUUAGGAGAUAUUCGCUUGGCACCUUUUAAUGAUAAACAUGAAAAGACAGAUGAGGACAGGAUAAUCUGGCACUUGAAGCGGAUAAUUGAAAUCCCUCCAUAGUAAACAGUAUAACAACAAAUUACAUCACUUAGAAUUUGCCAGUCUUCAGUGGCAGAAAUCUCCCCCCCCCCCCGCCAUACCCUCAACCUUUUAAUUGGGCUGGUCCUGGAUGAGGGAAAAGAUGGGAUCAGUUUCCACUAGUUGAACCGAAGGGCUGAUUCAAACCUUAUAGCCCUUGUGUGGAGGUAUCUAAAAGUUGCUGUGUCACAGUGACUCUACACAGGGGUGGUAACAUUCGUAAGCUGCUACCUGUGCAGAUCGUCCUAAUCCUAUGGAGAGCCUCUGUACCAACUGCUUAUAUUCUUUGUGGAUGCUGGUGUGGAGACGGUCCACACAACUGGGCUGCUCCACAUGGUGAGCAGCUGACAAAUGUGUACAGCCCCCUCCGGAGUCUGCCGCACAAAGCAUUUUGCAGUUGCCUCUGCUUGGGAGCUGUGUUUAAAUUGGCCCUCAGUGGUACAAAAUGGAAUUCUAAAGCAGGAAAAUAAGCAAGCAGGUCAGGGAAGUGGUGGUCAUGAGUAAACACAGUGGAAGAUCCCAUCCAGAACACAGAGUGGGAGCGGCAACCUAUUUUUUCUCUGUUGGCCACACUAAACUUCUUCCCUUACAGGGAGCAUUAGAGAAGCUCAAAAGCCUUCACUGCUCAUAGAUACUGCAAUGCUGCUGCUCCUUUUGGGAUACAGACACAGAGCUGUCUCUCUCUCUCUUUCAAGCGCUGAAAGCACAUUUUUCUCUUUGUGUAACUGAUUUUGCAUUUUCUCCUUUGUAUCAUAUGCUGGUUUUUUGAGCCAAUACCUCAGGGUUGUUUGUGUAGCUUUUAAAAGAAAAAUUAUUUCAGAUUAUUUCAGUUCAUUCCCCCCCCCCCAUUUACUUCUUUGUUGAAUUGUAAUUUUUUUAAUUAAAAGAAGUCCUACACAAGACAAAAAAGCAAAUAUCUCAGGUUCAAAACUUGCAAACACACACAAACCACAGGGAGCAGCAAUAACAUGGGGUUUUUUUUGCAUCCAAUUGUCUGUUUCCUGACCAUAGUAAUUGCUGUUUGUACUCUACGAAGACACAAGGUAGAGAUCUCAUUCUACGUAUUUUAUUAGGAUAUGUUCCAAUUAGAUGCUGCAAGCUCAGAAGUGAUCCUGCUUGGACCUGUAUACUAAUUUGGAAGCGAUGGGGCAGAGGACCAGACUGUAGUUGGACACAUUUGGCCACCUGUAUUGGGACUCUAACCCGUUUUUUAAAGUUGCUAUCUUUUAGAUCCUUCUUAGGAUGCAAGUUUACUUACACCUUUCAUCUACCAAUGAAUGUACAGUGGUCCCUUGACUUACGAACUACUCGACAUAAGUAUUUUUCGAGUUACAAACGGCAGUUUUAGAUCCGGUUUUAGAGGCGGUUUUUUCGACUUACAAAUUUUUAGAUGGGGUUUCCUCGACUUAGAAUUUUACAUGCGGUUUCCUUGACUUGCCUGCCUGUUUACUGCCUGUUUAUUUUUGAAAAGAAAUGUUCCUGUGCAGUUUGCAAGCCUUACUGGGGGGUCUGGGUCUUUUUUCUAGGCUCCGGAACGCAUUAAUCCGUUCCCAAUGCAUUCCUAUGGGAAACCGCUUUUCGACUUACGAACUUUUCGACUUACAAAUGUGCAUUCGGAAUGGAUUAAUUUUGUAAGUAGAGGGACCACUGUAUCUGGAGUGACAUGCACACAUUGCUCAGAAUCCUCCUUCCAUUCAUAAGCAUGUAUCAAAAGAAUGGGCAGACUCCCCGACUUCAGCCACAUUGAUUGUAUGAAAGAAUUAUUCAAGUACGGUAAUUAAUCUCCGUUAGGUAUGUGACCCUAGAUUCCUCCAACAGAUAUUUUUGAGGAAAUAUUACAUUAGUCCCUUCUUAGAAGCACAAUGCACAAAUUUCCUUGAGCAAAUAUUGUUCCAGACUCAGUAUUGCCAACUAAUAAUUUUUCAGCAAAUAGUAUCACUAACCCUAUCCCUCCACAACCCAAAUUAUUAUUAUUAUUGUUAAGUUUGUAUCCUACUCUUCCUCCAAGGAGCGCAGGGUGGCAUAUGUGUGAAUUAAACCAUUUUGUCCUCACACUGACCUUGUGAGGUAAGGGUUUCUCCCUUGUCUCUGUUUAGGAUUUGGAUGGAGCAGAAAGCAGCAGCACCACUGUCCCGAUCCAAAGCCCACCAACCCAAACUUUAAAUUCCAGACUCCAUGGAGAGCAUUAGCAACUCUGAGAACCUUUUAACAGGUUUAAAUGUUGGUAUCUAUUUUGUGCCUCUCUUUCUCUGUGACCAAGAAGACAAGAGCAUCCUACUCUACAGAGAAUGGGAACAGAUGCUUCUAUAGGGCAGUGCAGUUCAUGAUCUAAGGCAGGGAUUCUCAACGUUGGGUCUCCAGAUGUUAUUGGACUUCAACCCAUAAUCCCCAGCCAAAGGCCACUGGGCCUGGGGAUUAUGGGAGUUGGAGUCCAAUUACAUCUGAAGACCCAACGUUGAGAAUCCCUGAUCUAAGCAAUGGAGAUCUAAGCAAUGGAUACCUAAAAGGUAAAGGAGACCUCUUGUACUGUGAACAACCUCUAUAAAGUUAUUAGGCAAAGCUGCCUUCAGCAGUCACUCACCAGGACCUAUUGAUUUCAGAAGUGAAGGAGCAGCAAAUGUUGCAAUCCCAAGCUUAGUAUUAAAAGUUCAUAUGAGAUUAAAAGUUGUUAUUGACAUGCCUUGUGAAUUUAUAAAAUGAGCUCAAAGAUCCUUGGAGCUGUAGUAUUUGGCAUGCCCUUGGGAAACCUUAACAGGGAUACCCUGGGAAAAUCUUGCCUUAUUUCAGUGGCAGCUGCUGCCUUGGCUGUGAUACUGAGCCCUGGUUCACCUUGAUUCUAAGCAUUUGCAUCUACUUAGAUACUAUUGUGAUGAAACUUCAACACCUGCCUGAUUUCUACUGUUCUGCUUUGGAGAUGCAAGCUGAGUCCAUAUCAUUGUGCUCAGCUUGCAUCUCUUUUACAGAGUAACAUAAUUUUUACCAUUACAUCCAUUGUGUUAGAUAGAUUUGCAGCUUGUGGCCCAUUCAUACGUUAUAUACAACAUGCAUAUGAGUGUACAGUGUACACAGGUACAGAUUUAUACACAGGUAUAGUAAAUCUCUCCUGUAUUCUACCAAAGACAACCACAGUGCUCUGUGGUCGGCAAGAGUCAACACCAACUCGACGGCACAACUUUACCUUUAGCUAACAGUCACUCAUACAUUACGCUGAGCUCAGAUACAGCAGUACAGCUCCUGUCUUUCCCAUGCAUUUGAAGAGGCUGAAUCCAGGCUCAUUUUAAAAUGUACACAAGUAAUUCACAGAAACACAUGUACAAGUGUAUAGACAUCUGUUCUUUCAUACAGCAUUAUGUCUGAAUUGGGCUUUGGACUCUGCUUAAAAGGCUGGAAAUACAGUACCAGAAAUCUGUUCCGCCUUGUUUGUGCAGAGAUAGACAGAUGGCAGUUAAUCUGGUGCAGACAUUAUUGUCCCAAGGACAGGCCCAUGAAAAUGGUUCAGUGUUGAUAUGCAAAGUGCUAUGAGGCACCCUAUAAGGCAAAAAUUGACAUGAGUCAACACUACAAAUUCAAUUGUUAUAAAUACAGACCACAAAUAGCAUCAGUGUGAAAAAGCAAAAUGAAUGGGUUUUGCCUUGAAGAGCUGCCACAUGCUGCCAUUUUGGGGAACUCGCUCCUGAAGAAUUCAAAGAAAAAAUGUAGAUUUUUUGGACUUUUUCGGCUAGUCCUUCCAGCAAGAGCAAAAAGCUUCCAUAGCAAAAAGCAGGCCGGUCUAGGCUAAAGCUCACUUUGCUAUCCUGUUUCCAAGAGCUAUGCAUAGAAGAGCUAUUUAAACCAGUGUAUGAAGUCUGAACUCUCUUUGUGGAGCUCAAAGUUGUGUGUUCCCUUUUAUUCUACCUGCUCUCUAUGCUUGAACAGCAACUCCUAUCUGGCCAUCUUGCAAUGAGGAAAGUAUCCAUUGGUUUCUAGCGUGAUGCCUAGGAUAUGUCUAGGCAUCAGAAAUAUCCCCACUAUGACUGUCAUACUGAACAAUAGACAUUUUUGUACUGUCUUCAGCAAGAUUUUAAUUAGACCCAAGUAUGGCACUCUCUAGGAAGAUUUUUUAAAAUUACUAACUGAUUAACUUCCCAAUUCUUGUUCACCAAGAGAUUUAUUCCAAAAGGUCUUCGCAUCCGCUUCUGGUCUCCUGUUAAUUCUUUAUCCUAUUGCCUACAGGUGAAUUGCUUCAGGCUUAAUAGCGGCAUGAGCGGGAACCAAAGUCUCCUGUAUGAACUUAGCCGUGGGAGUCUAGGGAUUGCAAAUAGGUCAUGUCAAUAGACAAUCCAAAUAAUGGAGAAAGAUUUGAUUUGUGUGUUGCUAUGAAACCAAUGUCUCCUGGGAUGUAAAUGAGGUAUUUGGGCUUUCUUUAAGGUAGGAACAACAAAAAAUCCCAAGACAUUACAAACUGGCCUUGAAUAGAAUGCUAAUGAUGAUGUUCCCAAUAGCUUAAACAAAAAUCUAGGUAAACAUGAGCUCCAGGCAGAUCUGAGUCUUUGUGGGAUGGUGCAAGAAAAGAGAGUUGGUAACACUGAUCUUGAAAGACAAAGGUCAACCUUACCAUGAAACAGUUUGCUUUGGGUGGCAAAUUCCAAAGAAAGGUUUCUAAAUAUCAUCUUAGAAAAAUGGGUAGAAGGCAUACCAUUUUUUCCUUCAGGUGCAAAAUGGGGGCUAGCACUGCUCAGGUCUGAGAAGGUGAAUUUCUGGCUUGUAGCACCUUUUCCUUGUGACAAAAAAUGUUUGGGUUAUUUAUUUGUGGUUUGUUUUUUCUUUAGCCUGUGCUGUGUUCCUUUCUCCCUCCACACCUGUUCUCCCAUAUUCACUCUGGUUUUAUUUAUUACUUCGUUCCCCGAUGUUUCUUCCUGUAGCCAUGUGCUCUUGUCCUGUCUCUUUUACUGGAUACCAACCCUUUAAAAGAAGAUAUCUUCUGCCUUCCUCCUGCUCCUAAUGCUAAUGAUAAUAAGCUAUCAGUGUUGUAAUUGCAAUGUAUGAAUUAUAGAUUUAAGUAUUUAUUAUUAUAUUAUUAUGUAAUUUUGCUUCUAUGUAUGUUGAUCUUUGUUUCUCUGUCGUGAGUAUAUGCCGGUUUUUCCUCAUCUACACCUGCCCCUUUGCCUUCCCUGACUCCAAUCCUAGGUCAUAGCUGGUCAGUACUGUGGCAUGCCUGGUCAUUAAAAGUCUUGAUCAAGAGGAGGCCUACUGUUGGGGAGGUGUGGGUCCUGCCAUACUUAAGAAGGUUGCUCAACCCCAUUAAGGUUUACUUUGUAGAGAACAAGAAAAGAGUUUCAACAUGAUUCAUCAUGUUUUAGGAGAUGGAGAAGCAACAGACUGUUGGGGAAGGCACUCCAGUCACACUGAUAUAUCAACAGUUGUGCAGAUUCCCCCCUAGUGAUAGAAGUCAAGAACUACAUCUGUGCCAAGAGCAGUCUAAUUAAGUAGUACUGUAUAUUUAGUCCCCAGAUCCUGCCACUGCCAUAAAAGCCCUCUUUUGUGGCUCACAAAAGCCAGUGCUUUAGUUUUCAGCCACCUGGGGAACUAGGUUGCUUGCUAGUGGGAUCACAAAGGUCCAAACAGGCCAUAAGAGACUGGGCAAGUUCUCACAAUCUGUUUGGCCCCAAAGGUUGGGAGGAGGAGGUGUGCAUGCUCUGGUGAAUCUUGGCUUGAGUGACUAUGUGCUGCAUACAAACGGGAGAAUCCUGGCUUGACAUGGUGCCUAGUUGACAUUUAACCGCUGUAGAUCAGAUCUAAAACUCACGAUCAUGGUAAAAUAUCAGCUCAGCACCGCACCAAGCCCAAAUCCACCCUGUUUUCACAUGGCACAUGAAUGAUCACUCCAGAUGAGAUUCACGGGAGUGCACAUGCCCCCUCCUCCUGACUUUUGAUGCCAAACAGAUUGUGAGAGCUUGCCCAGUGGUUGCCAAACAGUAAGGGCAUCUUCACACAGGAGACUUAAAGUGGUUGCUCCUUUGUAUUUGUACUGAAUGCCCUCUAGCAUUAAUAAUGAUCACAAAUUCACACGAAUAGUGAGAAAUGUUCAAAGGUGAUUUAGGGGCCAAGCUACACAUUAUGGCCAAGGUGCAUGAAUGCAUUUUUUGCAAAUAGCAGUCACAGGAGGGGAGGGUCUGUUUUUACUAAUGAAGCAAACAGCAGCUGGGGAGAGAAUUUUGUUAGGAAAACAGCAGAAGGGCAAAAGUUAAGCCCCCUCCCACUCCUUCUGACUUGCAGUCCCAAUCUAGAUGACACUCACACAUGGCUGCUAUUUGCAAAAAUUGAGAAGAGACAAGGAAGCAUUCACUUACUUCCAUCAUAAUGCAUAGUUUGGCCCUCAGCCUCAAGUCUUUCAGUACAAUUUGCUUUUAGAUAAAUGUGCUUUGGAGUGCAGCCCUACAAAAUGUUUUCUAUCCCAUUCCAAGUAAUGAAAAAUCUGCCCGGUUCCACCUCUGCUUAAUAGAAGCAUAUUUCUGCAUGGGAAGGAUCUUCCCAUUCCCAGCCCACCUCCCCGGUUUGUCAUAGAAUCUGGGGUGGUAGAAAGUGCCAGAUGUGAUCCUUGAUAUGAUAUAUGUUCUCAUCCAUUAUAUCUAACAUUGCAAUAUUGCCAACAACAUAUGUGUUUUUUCUUCCCAGCAUUAGAAACAAUUGUCAGCAUUAAUGAAUAACUUCAGUGAACAAAGCCUGAUUGAUUGGGUCCCUCCUGCAAUCUUGUGCUCAGUCAAUAUGCACAAAUCACUUUCCUGCCACAGUACUUUCCUGACCAGCCUGGGUAGGAAUCAGUUUAAGGUUAGGUCAUGAAGACCAGCCAUCAAAUAGACUGUGUUUUGCAGUUUUUCUAAACGCAUAUAUUACAUAUAUGUGUAAGGGGGGGAGGUGCAGGAUGAGGUCUUUCCAUUGCAGUAUGUUGCAUUUAUUUAUUGUUGCUUUUGGAAGGAACAGAGAAACUGAGUUACUCAUCUUCUAGGCAGGGCCAAGCAGGGGUCAGCCAACUUGGGCACUGGCUGUCAAAGGGCCAAUGGCCAACCCCUGAGGCCCUGUUUGAAAAAGAUAGUGGCUGCCAAUGCAGUCACCAAGAAGUGCUCCAAGAUACUGCCGCUACCGCCAAGGUACACCUCCCCAAAAUCUUUCUGGAGCUUGCUUUAGCGGUGUUGGUGGCAGCGGCUCAGAAUGCUCUUUGGCAGCUGUGCUGGCUCAUGCCAUCUUCCUUUACCUACAAUGCAAUGUCCUGUCCUUGCUGUGGUGUCCAGUGGACACAAAGUUUGAGGACAUUACAUUAUAGAUAAAAGUAGUGUGAUGGCCACCAGUAUCCCUGCCCUGCCGCAUAGGCACUUGACUGAGGGCCACCUUGAAUUUGGCGCAGGCACUGUUCUCAGGAGGCAUACCCAGAAUCCCUUUUGGUCUCUUGUCUGCAGAUCCACAUUUUUAUUCUAAUUCUCCUACCUUGCAAAUGUUCAUGGACAAAAAUGUAUUUGGGGUGAAUUGUUGAGCACCUGACUGAACUGAAGGUCUUAUUCUGUGAAAAUCCUCGUGAACAAGAGGGGAAUGAGGUGUUCCAAGACUGGGCAGCUCAUUUGCAAGGAGUACCCUGGGACAGGGAUGGAGGAUGGACAUUUGUGUGUUCCUGGGACAAAUUCUGAGUACUGUCCAGAGUUUGCUACAGGUCGGGUGGGAUGGGUGAGGGAAAGACCUCCUGCAUCCAGUGUGAGUUCCCUCUCUCAUGGGUCAUGAUAACCAAAAUGCAUCUCCUUCUGCCUGCUAAAGGAAUGCUGACGUUGGCUGUUGCCUGGCAGGACUGAGUGGUUCACUCAGCCCCUGCUUCUACUUUUAUUUAUUUAUUACUGGAGGCUGUAAACAGCAGUGCUUUUUUACCCUCUCUUUCUUUUCCUUUCUUUUGUAUUUGGGAACAAUGUGUUGUAAUAAAUUCCUAAUAGAUGUUUUAA